Condylostylus longicornis is the source of this 1533-nucleotide messenger RNA. RefSeq lists its product as uncharacterized. Lineage: Eukaryota; Metazoa; Arthropoda; Insecta; Diptera; Dolichopodidae. The transcript is spliced from 2 exons. Bases 137 to 1219 code for a protein of 360 amino acids. The record is from RefSeq and is a predicted model, not a curated record.
UGUAAAUAUACAUACAUGAAUAUAUUUAGAAAUAGAAUUUUAAUUUAGAGCAAAAGCAAAUAAAACAAAAGCAAAUAAAACAAAGGCAAAAUUAAAUAUUUCAUUAUAGAAUUCGUACAUAUUAACCAUUUGCAACAUGUCUGCGGCCGUUUUUUUACAAUAUGAUGAUAAUGAUAAUUCUUCGAAUUCGUCUUUUGAAGAAUUAGAUCAACAAAAUCCAAACCAAAAUUUUGAGCUAAUUGCAACACCUCUAUCAACAUCACCUUUAUCUGAUUUAACAGAAUCUACAGAAAUGUUAUAUCCAAAAGUUAACGAAACUGUAUUUUUAAAAUUUUUGCUAAAUGCAGAUGAUCAAAUAUUUCUUCAGUAUGUUCGAUUGUCAAAACCUACUUUUGAAUCUUUACUUAAAGAAUAUAAAAAGUUUCGGCAUGUAAAAGAUGAGUCAUUGAAUGUCAAUUUACGUCUGGAUCUAUUAAUAUUUCUGUAUUAUCUUGGAACACAAGAAGUUCCACUCGAACAUAUAGUCGAGAAAUUUGAUAGAACACCCGCAGCUGUUGUCCAAGCUAUAAUUUCUGUUCAAGAAUUAAUUAUUCAGAAACUUCUUCAAAAUUACAUAACAUGGCCUAAUAGUAUUUCAGAACAAAAAAUGUUAUCAAAAGAAUUUCAAAGAAUUUAUAAUUGCGGUCCUGGUGUAAUAGGAGUUUUGGGUUCGACAUCUUUAAUUGCAACAGAAUCCGAGAGUGAUUCAAUUGGAAGUUUAAUAUUUCAAGCAGUAAUUGACAGUAAUCUUAUUUUUCGAAAUAUUGAACUCAGUGAAUUAGGUGCAAUAGAUGAAAUUGAAGUUUUAAAGAACAGCUCAAUUUAUAAAAAUAUGUGUACUAAUGUUGAUGAUAUUAGUACUGGACAAUAUGUAUGCCAUCAAGGCAAUUUUAUACAUUUCGUUUCAACUGCUAGUUUACCUUAUGUUGAAUUGGAAGGUGAAAAUUGUAAUUGGUUGAAAGAGACCACAUAUAAUGAUCAACAUACUGCUGGUAUAAUGACAGCUAGCAAAAAUUUUGAUAAUUUGAUUGAAUCCGUAUUUGAAACUUUAAAAGGACGCUUCCCACGACUUGGAAAUUUGGAAAUAUCAUGGCGAGGAUUUCAAUUAAGACCAUCAGAUAUGAUAAAAUGUGCUGCUGUUUUAUCAAAUUUUUGUAAGAACCGUGACGAUUAUCUUUAAAGGUUAAUAAUUUUGUUUAAUAAAUUGUAUUAAUGAAAAGUGAAAUUGUAUUAAAGUGUGAAUCUCAAAAGUUCAAUUCUUACUGAAUUAAUUAAUAUUAUCCUAAUAUAAGAAUUAUAAUUAUUAUAUAAAUAAGUAAAAUACGAAACGGAAUACAAUAUUAUUCAAUUAUUUUUUUUUUUUUUGGAAUUUCCAUUUGUGAAAUAAUUUAGUAAGUAAGCUAAAAUAUAUAUAGGAUAUAAAAUAUGAAAAAAGUUUUAAAGUUUUGAUUAAAUGAUAAGAAUGAAAUAUAAAGGAUAUUCUUUAUAUUUUUA